Brassica napus (rape) is the source of this 578-nucleotide messenger RNA. RefSeq lists its product as uncharacterized. The transcript is spliced from 5 exons. NCBI's taxonomy places the organism in Eukaryota, Viridiplantae, Streptophyta, Magnoliopsida, Brassicales, Brassicaceae. The coding region runs from base 105 to 413 and encodes 102 amino acids. The record is from RefSeq and is a predicted model, not a curated record.
GAGUUGAUUUGGGCCAGGGCUUGGGCCCAUAGAACUAAAUAAACAUAUUUAAAAGGCAAGAGUGUCGAAGGAAAAGGACAAUCGUCGAAACCUAAUUGCCGACCAUGAGGGCGAACCUGAGAUCUUUGGUCGCGAAGGCUUACCGCGUUCGUCAAGGCCGUACUUUCUCCUCCUCCUCCUCCUCCUCCACUACCAAUCCUAUCAACUACAAAGGCGAUAUUUCUAUUUACGAGUACCUCUUCAGUCGAGGUCUGGUAUCGUUCAUCGGGUUCGGCGUAGCUUCUUGCAUUACGGGCGACUCUGUUUCCAAAUUCGAUGAAGAGCUGAAAGCGAUUGACAAGGAUGCUGUGGAAUUCUUGGAGAAGAGGGGGAAGCUGCCAUCUGGUUCUUUGGACGCUAUGUACAAAUCCUAAUUAGCUCAAGUUCAAUCAAAGCCGGACUUUAUAUAGUUAAGAGAGUCUGCUUAUGGGCAUCAUCGUUUCCAUGGAUUUGUUUUCUCUUCUGUGGUUUAUAGUUCUGUCUCCCUCAUUUCAUGUAAUGGAGUCUAUUUAUUCCCGAUUUUUUUUCUCUCACGCAUA